Molecule: messenger RNA, 1701 nt
Organism: Lolium perenne
Lineage: Eukaryota; Viridiplantae; Streptophyta; Magnoliopsida; Poales; Poaceae
Source: RefSeq, a predicted model, not a curated record
CAGACGCCGCGCCCGCCGCCGCUUUUGCCCGCGCAUCCUUGGAGGCGCGACCGCUGCCGCUGACUGUGCAGCCAUGGGCGAGCUCCAGCGCUCCGCCGCCGCUGUCCACCGCCAAGGCUGAGCUCGAGCAGAUUUCUCUCCCGGCGGCGCAGCCACCCAUGGUUGACGUCCGCGCCGGGCCGGGCCCCGAUCGUGCAGCCGCGGCGCGCGCGCUGGUGGCUGCGUGCGAGGAGCAGGGCUUCUUCAGGGUGACCGGGCACGGCAUGCCGCAGGAGCUGGUGCGCGCCGUGGAGGCGGCCGCGGCGGGGUUCUUCUACCUGCAGCAGGCCGAGAAGGAGGGCGGCGUGGGGGAGCCGGUAGGGUACGGCUGCAAGCAGAUCGGCCACGGCGGCGACCUCGGGUCGAUCCUGCUCUGCCUCACCUCCGCCGGCACCGUGUGCCGGCCGCGUCGUUCCUGUUCUCGACAUUGCCUUGCGCGACCGUGGCCGCUGCCGCCGCCGCCGCCGCUUACGGUGAGUUCGUUCGACACCCACACAUCGCACCACUUACAUACGGAGUACUUGCAAAAUCAUACUCCGUAAUAUUCAGUGUGUAGAACUGUUAGCUUUAAUCUUGAUUCAUACAUCUGCUUUGUUCAUUUCCUUGUGCAUUUAGCUAGCUAGUUGUGUUCUCCGUAGUAGUUUGUUGCCGGCAAGGUGUUACGUGUGACGCGUACGAAGCCGACGAAGUUUCAGUGAGGCAUGUUUGGCGAGAUGCUGAGGCGCCGUGUGAUGCGGCAAGCUUGGUGAGAUGCUGAUGGUGGCGUGAAGCUGCUGCAUGCAAGUACUGAAGACUACACGGGAAGUAGCCGAGUGCUUCGGUGGACAUUCAGUUAGCAGAUAGUUUGCACGCGUGGAGUUGUUAGCUAGGUGAUCAGUUAGCUGCAUGUGUGUUGUUAGUGUUGGCCUGGUCGUGUGGGUCAUAGAGGGAUUCUAGGAGGAAGAAGUGGUCAGCUUAGUUAGUGCGUGAGUGGCAUAAAAGUAGGAUUAGUGGUUUGCUUCGGCAGGUGCAUGUGUGCCUAUUUAAGGCCUUGUAAAGCAUAUGUUUAUUGGUAAUGAGAAAGAGGGAAAAUGUAGCACUUGUGGCUGCCAAAGAAGAGUCUCAGCCAAGCUUGUUUCUUCUUCCUUUGGCUAGUGUGUGUGCGUUCUGAGUUCCUUUCAUGGGUGUGUGCUUGUGAGAGGGACAAGAUAGAGUUGAGAGGUAGAAGAAGAAGAGGGGCUGCGAGGUGCAGCUCCUACAAGAACAACGUUUCUGCUCCACGUUGCACCCUGAGUGUCCCUGACAAAGCUCAUACUUGCGGUCAGAUUGCUGUACUGGAGUAGCAGUUAGCUCGAUAACUACUCUAUAACAAGAAGCUCUAAGCAGCAUGCCCUGUCAUGCUAGUUGGUCUUAAUUCCGACAGAACAUGACCUCAAACCGUAGCGACAAUGGAAGGGGGAGGAGGAGGGCACCUUCGUCCAAGUCUCCAUUCAGGUUCCGCUGGAGAGCUCGCCGGAGCGCUGUCGUCCAAUGGUGGUCGGAGUGCUGCAGGUGCUCGACCUUGCCGCCCCAGGCCUGUGGCCAUCUUUUUUCGGUUUUUAUGUGAUAGCUCUAUACAGAGACCACACUGCUACCCUAGUUCCAUGAUAGCUACAAUAACAUUUUUUUUUGCUACAUUUGUUC